GCGCCUAUGGUGCAAGGGGUGUUCUAUGGAUGGCUAAGGAAAAGCUUAGUUGGCACUGAUCCCUCCUUUCCAUAUAGACGUAGCUUACAUUAGGCAGCAAAUAGUCUGUUAUGCAUCGUAAAUAGUGCGUGUUUACAGAGCAUAGUGAAUGCAUGUUUAGCCAUGCGAUGAGGCCAGUGCACUUUGCAAGACUUGUGCUGCAGAGAGCCUCCGCAGAUCCCACGACCUGUUGCUGACAAGCUGGGAGAAGGAGAGGUGAGAGCCGCUUGAGAAGGGUAGCCUACUGCCUUGGAGACGAGAGCCGGUGGUUUCUUCACCCGGGAAAUCAUGCAGUUUGCAAUUUGGCUGGUUGGACUAAUGUGUCAUCUGUCAGCACUUGUCCGGAACUCCUUGGAAUACCGAUUGCAUCCGAAACAAGAAAGUUUCAUCAAACAGUUGUCAUCCUAUGAAAUUAUCACCCCGCUGCGGAUAAAUGAUUUCGGAGAAUCAUUCACCCACAAGUUUCACUACAAAAGGAAACGGAGAAGUGUUAAUUCUGAUUAUUCGGAUGGUUUAAGUGCUCACUACAGAAUUGAGGCAUUCGGACAACGCUUUCAUCUCAAUCUAACCGCCGACUCCGGUUUUAUUGCCCCCACGUACACUGUGACACAUUUGGGAGCGGAACACAGCAACGCAACGGAGUCCCAACAACAAAAAGACAGCGAUAUGCGGCACUGCUUUUUCCGCGGACACGUCAACGCCAAGAUUGAAUCCACUGCAGUCUUCAGUCUGUGCACUGGUCUUAUCGGGACUUUUACCACCCAGCAUGGUGAAUACUUCUUAGAGCCCCUGAUGAAGGCGGAGGAGGGGGAGGAGUACGACGAGGAGCACAACAAACCUCACCUCGUCUACAGACAGGACAGGAAGAGGAGAGAGGGCCCUGCCAGUGAACCCACGCAACCCUGUUCAGCCUCAGAGGAAGGAUCGGAAAGGCCAGUUGUCAAUCUUCAGAGCGAUAGGAGUAUGGGAGAAGAGUUGGAUUCCCUGAGAGAUAGAAUGGACAUCCACCACACCGGCUACGAGAUAGACCACACGACAGAACAUCACGUAGGCAACCACACCACCAACUCUUCAGACCCCCGUCACAGAGCCUCGUCCAGGCAGAAAAGGUUCCUCUCGUACCCCCGCUACGUGGAACUGAUGCUGACUGCUGACGUCAAGAUGGCGCGCCACCACGGACGCAACCUCGAGCACUACAUCCUAACAAUCAUGUCAGUAGUUGCUGCGGUCUACAGCGACCCAAGUGUAGGAAACCUCAUCAACGUCAUGAUUGUCAAGCUGAUCGUCAUCCACAAUGAACAGGAUGGGCCCUCGAUCAAUUUCAAUGCUGCUACUACCCUCCACAACUUCUGUGUCUGGCAACAGACCCAAAAUGUCCAGGACGACAGUCACCCUUCCCACCACGACACUGCACUCCUCAUAACAAGGGAAGACAUCUGCCGAGCGAAAGACAAGUGUGACACAUUGGGGCUGGCGGAGCUGGGGACCAUGUGUGACCCGUACCGGAGCUGCUCCAUCAGCGAAGAGAACGGACUCAGCGCUUCAUUCACCAUCGCUCACGAGCUGGGCCAUGUGUUCAACAUGCCCCACGAUGACAACCCCAAAUGCAGGGAGGCAGGCAUGAAGCACCAGUAUCAUGUCAUGGCGCCCACCCUCAACUACGACACCAGCCCCUGGUCCUGGUCCAAAUGUAGUCGCAAGUACAUCACCGAGUUUCUGGACACAGGGUAUGGAGAGUGCCUAUUGGACGAGCCAGUGAGCAGGACGUACGAGCUGCCCAACCACCUCCCUGGUCAGGUUUACAACGCCAACCGGCAGUGUGAGCUCAUGUUUGGCCCCGGCUCCAUGGUCUGCCCUUACAUGAAACAAUGCAAGAGGCUUUGGUGUACGAGUGCUGAGGGGGACCAUAAAGGGUGUCGGACACAGCACAUGCCCUUGGCUGAUGGGACAGACUGUGGACAUGGAAUGCACUGCAGACAUGGGAAGUGUGUGAACAAGGAGCUGGACCUGCGGCCGGUCCAUGGGGAGUGGGGCCCCUGGGGACCCUACAGUGUCUGCUCCAGGACCUGUGGAGGAGGCACCAGGAGCACCUCCAGAGACUGCAACAACCCUGAGCCCAGGAACAGAGGAAGGUUCUGUGUGGGUCGAAGGAUGAAGUUCCGGUCGUGCAACACUGAGCCGUGUCCCAGAGGACAAAGAGACUUCCGCGAGGAGCAGUGCUCUCAGUUCGACGGCAAGCACUUCAACAUCAACGGUCUACCUCCCACCGUCCGCUGGAUGCCCAAGUACAGCGGUAUUCUAAUGAAGGAUCGGUGCAAGCUUUUCUGUCGGGUUACCGGGACGAUGGCCUACUAUCAGCUGAAGGACCGCGUCAUCGACGGCACACCAUGUGGCCCAGACACCUACGACAUCUGCGUUCAAGGCCUCUGUCGGCAAGCAGGCUGUGACCAUGUGUUGAACUCCAAGGCGAAGAACGACAAGUGUGGAGUGUGUGGAGGGGACAACUCCUCCUGCAAAACCCUCGCUGGGACCUUCAACGACGCCGAGUAUGGUUACAACACAGUAGUUCGGAUCCCUGCAGGAGCCACCAACAUUGAUAUCAAACAGGUCAGCUACUCUGGGAAGCCGGAGGAUGACAACUACCUCGCUUUAUCUGACAGCCAUUCUAACUUUCUCCUGAAUGGAAACUUUGUGGUGGCCAUGUUCAAAAGGGAAAUCACCUUCAAGGGAACCGUCAUUGAGUACAGCGGCUCAGACACCAAAGAGGAGCGCAUCAACUGCACCGAACGUGUUGAGGAGGAACUCAUCCUACAGGUUCUGUGUGUGGGGAACCUGUACAACCCAGACGUGCGCUACUCGUUCAACAUCCCCAUCGAGGAGCACAGGGAACAGUUUGUGUGGGACCCCUCGGGCUCCUGGCUGGAGUGCAGCCGCAUGUGUCAGGGUGAGCGAUGGCGCAAGGCAGCGUGUGUGAGGAAGAGUGACCACCUGGGGGUUUCUGACCAGCGCUGUGAGCCUCUACCCCGUCCCAACGCUGCCACUGAGCCAUGUAACACUGACUGUGAACUCAGGUGGCACAUAGCAGGGAAGAGUGAGUGCUCUGCUAAGUGUGGCCCUGGCUACCGGACCCUGGACGUGCAGUGUAUGAGGUACAGCUCGCUGAAGAGGCAGAGUGAGAGGGUGGAGGGGAGGGCCUGUUCUGACCUACCCAAACCACAGGCCAGAGAGGCCUGCCACGGCGACUGUCUGCUCAAGAGCUGGCAGUACAGCACCUGGUCCCAGUGUUCGAAGACGUGUGGUCGCGGGGCUCGUACCAGGGACUCCUACUGUAUGAAUAACCUGGGGAGGAGACUGGUGGACAGGGACUGUAGUGACUCCCUGAGACUGGUAACCGAGAGCUGCAACGACCAGGCCUGCCCUGGCUGGUCAGCCAGCGAGUGGAGCGAGUGCUUGGUGACGUGUGGGAAGGGGAUGAGGCACAGGCAGGUGUCCUGUAGCAUGGGGGUAGGAGAGGAGAAGCUGAGCGAACACUUCUGUGACCCGAAUGCUAAGCCCCCGGCUGUCGGGAGCUGUGAACUGCCAGAGUGUGCCUCCUGGCAGGUCGGAGUCUGGGGACCGUGUGCGGUGACGUGUGGCCAUGGUUACCAGAUGCGGGCUGUGAGGUGUGUGUCAGGGGCGUAUGGUGACACGGUGGAUGACAGGGAGUGUAACGCUGCAUCCAGACCCAGGGACAGCCAGGACUGUGAGGUGGCACCGUGUCCCUGGGCCUCUCCUCAACACAGCACUGUCCGCCCUGACAGCUCUGGUCAGCUCUUCACACAGUGGAGAUACGGCUCCUGGACCACGUGCUCUGUCUCCUGUGGGAAAGGGAAGCGUGCCCGUUACGUCAGCUGUCGGGACGCCCAGGGUGGAGUGGCAGACGAGUCCUACUGUGCCCAGCUGCUCCGGCCCCCAGAAUCCUCAGCCUGCUUCAGCCCGUGUGGCCAGUGGCGCUCCUGGGAGUGGUCUCCUUGUUCAGUGACGUGUGGUGUGGGCCGGGCCACCAGGCAGGUGGUGUGCAGUAACUACCACCACCAGGUUGACGAGUCCUUCUGCGAUCAGGACGAGAGGCCCAGCACAGAGCAGGAGUGUACAGGUGCCCCCUGCCCCUCCGUGUACCGCCAGAGGCCCAACGACCAGCCCUACAGCCCCCACGACCCCGCCAGCCACCCGGGACACAGCAGCUGGAACGUCCCCUCGGCAGACAACCAGUGGAGGACGGGGCCCUGGGGAGGAUGCUCCAGUACGUGUGCGGGGGGCUUCCAGAGGAGGGUGGUGGUGUGUCAGGAUGCGGAGGGUCGCAGCACCAGCCACUGUGACCAGAGGGUCAAACCUGCCGAGUCCAAGAACUGCGACUCAGGACCCUGCCCUCUGUGGAACUACGGUGUCUGGGGAGAGUGUACCCAGACGUGUGGUGGAGGCAGGAGGACGCGCCAGGUGGUAUGCCAACGGCCCAACGGUCAAAGACUCAGCGACCACAACUGUGACAUCCUGGACAAGCCUCCUGACGUGGAGCAGUGUAACCUGGACCUGUGCCCGGGCAGCGCAUCCUGGCACCGCCGACCAUGGAAGCCGUGUUCUGUGAGCUGUGGCCGUGGGACCAAGGAGCGGGAGAUAGCCUGUGUUUACCCAAACCAAACCCAAAUAGAGGAAGAUCACUGCAGUCAUCUGUCACGUCCCCGGACACAAAAGGCCUGCCGAGCCCGGGGAUGCCCCAACUGGAAAGCCAACAGGUGGAGCGAGUGCUCUGUCCCCUGUGGAGUAGGGGUCCAGAACAGGGAAGUGUACUGCAGACUGAAGGGUACAGGACGGGUAAGAGAAGAGCUGUGUGGUUCCCACAACCAUCCUGCCACUGCCCAGCCCUGCCAGGCUACUGAGUGUCUCCAUUACACCUGGGCAGCCGGAGAGUGGCAAGAUUGUAACGCCACCUGUGGAGAAGGUAUGAGGAACAGGAAGGUUCUGUGUGUGGGGGCUGGGCUGACCCCUGUCCAGGACGCCCUCUGUGACCCCUCGUCUUGCCCUGCCCUGCGCCAGCCCUGCAGUGGAGCAGCCUGCCACUACACGUGGAUGACAGGGGAGUGGUCACAGUGCUCUACCAGCUGUGGAGUGGGCUACCAGCAGCGUAUAGUGUCCUGCUCUGUGAUGCCAUCCUCCCUGACCCUGCACCCAUAUGAUGCACAGUCCCGCCCCCACUGUCCAGAGCCCCACCCUCCUGGCACCAGACAGUGCCUCCUUAGGGACUGCCCACAAGCUGCCUACUGGAAAGUUGGCCCAUGGAGCAAGUGCUCCCAGACGUGUGGAGCGGGAGUGAUGGAGCGCAGGUUGGAGUGUCUGGCCUCUAAAGGCCAACCGUCCAAACACUGCCGUCCAGCCGAGAGGCCCGAGUCACGGGCCGCCUGCCGAGAGAGAGAGUGUCAGCUGUUCGUGUCCUGCAGAGAGGUCCAGAUGAGACAGGAAGUGAGGAUGGAUGGGGAGUUCUACCUGAAGGUCAAGUCCAGGAUACUGCAGAUCUUCUGUGCUGAGAUGCAGACUGAUUUCCCUAAGGAAUAUGUUACCCUGCGGAGUGGUCAGACAGACAACUACUCGGAGGUCUAUGGAUACAGGUUGCUGAACCCUUUUGAGUGCCCGUAUAAUGGCAGCAGAAGGCAGGACUGUGACUGCAGGAACGAUUACUCUGCAGCGGGAUACACUCUCUUCCACAAGGUCCGCCUGGACAUCAGCUCCCUGAGGAUAAUGACCACAGACCUGCAGUUCUCUCAGACCCUGCUUGGCCGUCCCGUCCCGUUCGCCACGGCGGGAGACUGUUACAGCGCUGCCAAGUGUCCUCAGGGCCAGUUUAGCAUCAACCUCAUAGGGACUGGUCUGAAGGUGGCUGAGACAACCAAGUGGACCUCACAGGGCAACUAUGUCUCUGUCAAAGUCCACAGAUCAGAGGACGGGGCAAGAAUCUACGGUCGCUGUGGUGGCUUCUGUGGGAAGUGCAUUCCCCAGCCUCACAACGGCCUGCUGGUUCAGGUCCAGUAAGGGUCGGAGCAACGUCAGACCAGGCAGUGAAACAGACACCAGACCAGAGCUUCCGGGGAUCCAAUGCACUUUGUGAAUGUGGCCACUAACUCCUCCCUUCAUCACCCCUUCCUCCCCACCCGGCAGCUAGAACAUAGGGACAGCUCAAAGAAUCUACACUGAGUAUGCCAAAUAUUAGGAACACCUUCCUAAUAUUGACUUGCACUGCCCCCUUUUGCCCUCAGAACAGCCUCAAUUCGUCAGGGCAUAGACUCUACAAGGUGUCAAAAGCGUUCCACAGGGAUGCUGGCCCGU
Molecule: messenger RNA, 6396 nt
Organism: Oncorhynchus mykiss (rainbow trout)
Lineage: Eukaryota; Metazoa; Chordata; Actinopteri; Salmoniformes; Salmonidae
Product: A disintegrin and metalloproteinase with thrombospondin motifs 20
Biological process (GO): proteolysis; extracellular matrix organization
Molecular function (GO): metalloendopeptidase activity; zinc ion binding
Source: RefSeq, a predicted model, not a curated record